AUAGCUACGAAAGGAGGCGGCGGCGGAGGUGGCAGCCAUCUUGGCAGCGGCGGCGGCGGCGGGCCCGACGGGGCGAUGAGCGGCUCGAAGCCCAGGGUGGCGUCGGGGGCCGGCGGGGCGCUGAGCCGCUUGCGAGGCCGGAGAGGCUCCGGAGACGCGUCGCCCGCGGUCGUGGCUCCUCUGAGGGCCGCCGUGUUGCCCCGCACCGAGGCGGAGCUGCUGGCGCUGGACGCGGUCCGGCCCGAGCACGUCCUGGGGCUCAGCCGCGUCACUGAGAGUGAGUAGCAGGGGCGCCCCCGGAGGGGGGCGAGGAGGAGCAGGAAGGAGGAACCCCGACAUUGUGCCAAGCCCGCUCUGCGCCCCGGUAUCGACUCCCCAGAGCCCCCGCCCCGCCCCGCCCCAGUUCGUGGAUUCACUUAGGUGGGCACCCAUGUAUCUACCCUGCCCCUCCUCUCCGUAGGCCAGGGGAAUUGGAAGGGGUGGUCCUCACGCUCCCCCCAAAAUCUUCUCUUGCCUCUGAAGGUUGCCCCUUCUAUGGACUCUUCUGAGCACCCCAACAUCGAUUAUGCUUUUGCUCUGAAUACAGUGAUACCUCAGGUUACAUACGCUUCAGGUUAUAGACUCCGCUAACCCGAAAAUAGUGCUUCAGGUUAAGAACUUUGCUUCAGGAUAAGAACAGAAAUCGUUCUCCGGCAGCAGCAGGAGGCCCAUUAGCUAAAGUGGUGCUUCAGGUUAAGAAGAGUUUCAGGUUAAGAACGGACCUCCGGAACGAAUUAAGUACUUAACCCGAGGUACCACUGUAGUCAUGUUCUUUUUCCAAUCAGGGCGCAGGAAAUUGGGAGCGGCGGAGCACAUUCUCCCUUUACACGCCGGCUAGCAUUUUGCUCCGAAGAAACCUCCCUUUAAUGGCCCCACCGGCUAGACCCAUAAACUAGGGCCCCCAAGUGUCUGUUAGGUUUCCAUUUCCUUCCUGUCCCUGAGCGCAGGAAAAUUGUGGGAGACAGAGCAUGCACCCUGCUUUCUUGUUUCACUCAAAAAAAUCUAUCCCCCUAUUUGCAACUAAGAGAAACUCAGGAUAUGUAUAUUUAACUGCUCAGGGCUUUGUCUAGCCCCAGCUGUAAGGCUGACGCAAAUAAAGACUCAUUCAUUCAUUUAAAGAAUUGAUAUGCAUAACUUCUCACUCCUGGGUGCCCCUGAAACUGGGAAACCCUGAGUACACCAGCAUCAGCUUUCUGUGUUGCUGCUGCCCCCCACUUCAUGUGCACAACCUCUCUAGUUACUUACCAACUAGCCAGUCCCUUUUUCUGUCAGAGUAACUCCACCAAAGACGCAAAAAUCAGGGAGCCCCAAGGCACCCUAGCACCACCCUGCCGCAUAUUAGUAUAUCAGGUACUCUGAAGAGCAUUUCCAUUCCCCCCCCCUUUGAAUAGUCUCUUUACUCCCUCUUACUUAAUACAGUACUUUCAAUUAACAAGAUGGUAAUAGCUUCCCUAUGCUUUUCUACUUGCAGAACUGUGAGCACACCUGAAAGUCAUCACUGCAGUCAUAAUUCUGAAUAACUUCUUUUCUUUCUGCCGUCAGUCUUUUCUGGCUUAGAAUGACUUUCUCUCUGCAGUCUGCCUACAAUCGUGGAAAUACAGGGUUGCCCAGGCUUGUAUUUAACAACUCAUGUAAUAACCAUAGGGUGUUCCAGUAUAACGCUAAUCAAUGUGUUCUGUCAGUGCAAGAAUUUCCACUUGUGCAUCAGAACUUCCCUACUUCUCUCCUCUCCCCCCCCCAGCACACCCCCUAAAUCUGUUCCUUCAGAGUAGAUAUGGUGAGAGCAUAGGGAGAUGGAGAGGGAAUUUGUGGUGUAAACAGAAAUCCUUGUACUGAUGUAAUGCAUUCAAUGGGUUCCACUCCAUACCAGGAAUCCCCUGCAGGCCAAUGACCAGCCCAUUCCUCCUCUGAGUCCUUUCUUUGAUUGAUUGAUUGAUUGAUUGAUUGAUUGACUGAUUGCAUUUAUACCCCACCUUUCCUUCAAUCCUAGACGUACGUUAGUGAGUUAUUGGCCAAAGGUGAGCUUCACGGCUGAGUGGGGAUUUGAACCCCGGUCUCCCAGAUCCUAUUCCAACACCCUAACCACAACACCAGGGACCGCGGGUGGCGCUGUGGGUUAAACCACGGCGCCUAGGACUUGCUGAUCGGAAGGUCGGCGGUUCGAAUCCCCGCAACGGGGUGAGCUCCCAUUUUUCGGUCCCAGCUCCUGUCAACCUAGCAGUUCGAAAGCACCUCACAGUGUGAGUAGAUAAAUAGGGACCGCUCUCCGGUGGGGAGCGGGAAGGUAACGGCAUUUCCGUGUGCUGCUCUGGUCCGCCAGAAGCGGCUUAGUCACGCUGGCCACGUGACCCGGAAGCUGUCUGCGGACAAGUGUCGGCUCCCGGCCUCUUGAGCGAGAUGAGCACGCAACCCCAGAGUCGGUCACGACUGGACCUGAUGGUCAGGGGUAUCUUUACCUUUACCUAACCACAACACCACACACUGGCUCUCCGUGUCUAACAUUUUUCUCCACAACCAGUAUGAUAAGACAGAGGGCUGGUGGAGAAGGGACAUUGGAAGCUCCUCGGUCAGACAAUUGGUCCGUCUAACUCACUAUUGUGCACACUGGCGGGUUGCUCUAUCCUUCCUUCUUCAAUAAACCUGGGCAAGGAAAGGCAGUACAAUGGUACCUCGGGUUAAGUACUUAAUUCAUUCUGGAGGUCCGUUCUUAACCUGAAACUGUUCUUAACGAAGCACCACUUUAGCUAAUGGGGCCUCCCGCUGCCGCCGCACCGCCGUAUCACGAUUUCUGUUCUCAUCCUGAAGCAAAGUUCUUAAUCCGAGGUACUAUUUCUGGGUUUGCGGAGUCUGUAACCUGAAGCGUAUAUAACCCGAGGUACCACCGUACUAGCUUGUCAAGUGGCUAGAAGCCUGUGUUUUUGUGCAUGCUUUAUACGAAGCUAGUACUUGGGGGUGGGCAGAGAGCAGGCUAGUAACAUUUGUGGGCUUAUUUGCAGUGUUGCCGCAAUAUCUACUCUCCUUUCUUUUAUAUACAGGCGGCAACCAUUUCAUGCAGGUGUUCCAUUCCUGGCCCCCACACUCGUCGAUGGAGCACAUUUAAGUGUGCCCCGAUCCUGUUCUGCCUUCUUGCGGGUCCAAAAGGACCUGCGUGUCAGCGAUCGCGCGUCAAUUGGACUCACCUAAAAUGGUGACUGCCUGUAUAUAAAAAUGAGGUCCUUGGGUUUAUGUAUGCAUGAAGCUUUAUUUCUAGCAGGACGGACCCAUCAGAUUGGCAGUAGCCCUCCAAGGCUUUGGGCUGCGAUGGCUCUUCCCAGCUCUGAAGCCCGAGAUCCCUUUACCUGUCUUGUCUUUCCCAAAUGGUAAUCCCCCACAUGGGACUUCUCAGGUUUCCUUUCCUUUGUCUCCUAGACUAUCUCUGCCGACCAGAGGACAACUUUUACAAUAUUGAUUUCACCAAGUUCAAGAUCAGGGACCUGGAGACAGGGACGGUGCUAUUUGAAAUUGCCAAACCUUCAGCUUUAGGUAAGUGGGCCCUGAAGAAGAAAAAAUAGAGAAAGUGAGAGCGUGUACAUGAAGCCUAAGGUCCGGUCUCCAUCUAGAAAUUGUUGGGAUUUCAGAAUCUAAAUAGUUUCUUCUAAAGAAAUGAAUGAUUUCUGCAAUUCCACCUCUUUUUCUUCUUCCCUCCCCCCCUUCUGACAUUAAAGUUCCCAACAAAUAUUUUAAAGGAGAAGUUUGCAAAUUUUCUAUAGGGCUUAGGAAGGCAACUUAAUAACUUUUAUAUAAACUACUCUGCGUGAUAAUAUUGCUCACCACUAAUAUAGACAAGCUGGUGGGAGUUGUAGUCCAAAGCAUCUGGCAGGCACCAGGUUGGGGAAAGGCUUCUUUACAUUUUCUCUUGCAUGCAGUAUAUGGCACAAUAGGGCCCUGAUUCUGCUGUCUCUAAACACCACCAGCUUUGCCCACCCUGCAGUUCAGCCCAGCUGAACUAAAUCUGUCUGUAACAUGACUCAAGUCACCAGCUUAGCACGUCACCAGCCGAUAGAGAGUGGCUUAUCGCUAUCAUUGUUAUUAUUAUUAAUUUCAUUUAUAGACCAUCUUAUGCCCAUGGCCUCAGAGUGGUUUAACAUACAUGAAGAAUACUAACAUGCAAACAAUUUCUGUUACAAUCAAUAACGCACAAAACAUUAACACCAGUAGUGACCGUAGAGCAGUAAAAACAAACAAAGACACCACAGUGUGAUUGAUUCAGCAUGCAAAAUGUCACCAACCUGGGUAAGUUAAAACUGUUCAACUGAUGUUGGGGGCUCUGCAUCAAAAGUGCUUGGUGCAGUUCUGGGAGUAGCAAGGUGCUGCCACAAAGAAGGCUCAAAUAUGAGCUUGGGUGGCAGGCCAUGGUGGCCUCAUGGGAGAAUCUGCCCCCUUCCUGACGGUGUGGCUGAGGGAGUGCCAGCAAAAGGUGUGCAUGAUAUCUCACGGGUGACUUGCUUCUUAAAUGUCGCUUCUUACAGAGCAAGAGGAUGAUGACGGCGACGCCGGGGAGGUGGACACCAGCGCAGGGCGCUUUGUCCGCUAUCAGUUCACGCCUGCCUUCCUGCGCCUCCGGACAGUUGGCGCAACGUGAGUAGGAGCUUGUGGAGUGAUGGGGGAAAGGGGGCUACCCUGCUAACCCUGUGAUUGCAAUCAAAUGAUUCUGAGAUUGUAUAAAGCAGGUUCAUCAGCUCACAAAGAAUGUAUAUUGGAGAAGUGGCUGUGCCUGGGGCUCGGUGUAAUCUGUGAUUCACAAUAAAAAAAUAGUUUAAAAAAGGAAUGGGUUGUAUCCAGCUAAGUCCUACUCAGGGUAGGCCCAUUAAAGGACCUACAUUAAGUCUGGUUCAUUAACUUCAUUGGGUCUACAUGGAGGAGAACCAGCGCUGGGUACAACCCAAUAUAUCUGCAACACUAGAAGUGUCAUUGUGCAAAUUGUAAAAAUUCACAACAUGCUUGAUUUCACUUCCUUGUCACAACCCAGCCAUCUUCAUUAGUUUGCAUAAUUUAUUUGGCUAGUUGUGGAUAGGAGCAAGGAGCCCUAGGCUUGUUUGCUGCAAAUAGUUGUGAGUUGCUGAGAUGUCAUUAAGCACUGCCUCAUUUUUCAAACAUACCUUCAUAAUCAUAGGCACUAGGAACUUUUGAUUCUAUUAUUCUGUUUAGGAAAUGAAAGCUGUUAUCUUUAGGAACAAGUGCUUGUGGGCAGCCCAUGUUUUGCUCCUGCAGGUUAGUUACAGCUCUGUCUGUGCCCAUCACAGGCAGCGUUGCCUCCAGGGCUGGGUCCUUGCAGAAACCAAGUUUUGGCUUCUAGUCAGGAGACCAUCUUGACCACCUAACUGGUUGUUCUUCUCUUUCCCUCCUGUCUCUGCAGCGUGGAGUUCACAGUAGGGGACAAGCCUGUGUCGAAUUUCCGUAUGAUCGAGAGGCAUUACUUCAGAGACCGCCUUCUCAAGAAUUUUGACUUUGAUUUUGGCUUCUGCAUCCCCAGCAGCAGGAACACUUGUGAGCACAUCUACGAGUUCCCACAACUUUCAGAGGACCUCAGUAAGUAUCUAUUGUGUGACCCAGAGCUGGCUCAAGACCAGCCUGGUCUCCUCCAAGUCAUUUUGGACUAUAAAUCCCAUCUGCCCCAGCCACUGCAGGCUGCAGAGUGGGGUUGAUGGGAGUUGUAGUCCAAAAUUGGAGGGCAUGACGUUGAAGAGGAUACAGUAGACUUUGCUUCAGUAUCAGCUACCAAACGUCAUGCAUUGCUUUAAACCUUUCAAACUGAGUUGUACUCAGAAGCUGGUUGGUAGCCGAUGGAGUUCUUGUAGCACCAGCAAUAGCUGUUCAGUGGUCACUCGUGGUUAGUAACCCAACCGCUGUAUUCUGCACUAACUUUGCACAGUCUUCAACCUGACCUAACCUCUUCCUGCUAGCUGCUUAAGCUGUUUUUCACAAGGAAGAAGAUAGGGCCAAACAGAACUUCACACAGAAAUCUUAAGUGUGAACUUGAUAUAUUUCAAAUACCAUGCCUUUUAGAACUGUGGCCACCGCAGCCUAAAAAGAGAGAGAAAAGUGGGGAGUAUUGCUGCUAAUUUCAGUUUGAGUAAGCACAGCUCACUCUCUUCAAAAGAUUCCUCAUUCAGGGGAAGAAUGUGGUUACGGAGAAGCACUGAAUUGGUUGACUUCUCUGUUCGUUACAAGCUCUGGGUGUUAAGAAUAUGUUUUAGAAGGUCAUAGCAACCUAGAAUUGUUGAGUUGGAAGGGAUUCUGAGGAACAUCUAGUCCAACCCCCUGCAAUACAGGAAUAUGCAGCUGCCCCAUACAAGGAUCAAACCUGCAACCUUCCAACUGAGCUAUUUAAAACUCUUUUUUUGGAAAUUUUAAUUGGAUUCUUAUUGAUGUGUUUGCCACCUUGGGCUGCUUAGAGGUAGGUGCAGGAUAUAAAUUCAAUAAAUAAAUAUUUGCUUUCCAUUCACUGGCUGCACUUAUGUAGUUCAGUUGCUCUUGCACGUAAAAUAAGCGAUCUCAUGUAGCACGUCUCAAUUUUUUAGUAAGUGGUCAACAGGGGAGUUGUUACAUAUAGAGAUCUCCUUACGUGCUAUGUUCUAUGGCUGAGGCUAACUGACCUAUCUCUGUCUCUCUUCCUCUUUCUCUCCCUCCCUCCCUCUCUUUCACCCCACGCAGUCCGUCUGAUGGUCGAGAACCCCUACGAGACCCGCUCAGACAGCUUCUACUUUGUGGACAACAAGCUGAUUAUGCACAAUAAGGCUGACUAUGCCUACAACGGAGGGCAGUAGCCGCCGCCGCUGCAUCCCCCUCCCCCCCUCCAUUGGACUUUGCACUACCGCCAGCCAUCCUGGUCACAUUGGAGGAGAGCAGGGAAGCUGCCCUGGACUCCGAGGCCUUUUGCGGAAAGCUCUGUGAGGCUCAAGAUGCGAUGUUGAAGGGGCUGAGGUGGCAACUGGUGACAGUAAAGGAGCUCCCCUGGCAAACCCGAACCCUUUCCAGCCUUGUUCCUUUCUGGUCCUCUGCUCGGUACCCAGUGGCACCUGGGUCAGGUUACAGGUUGGACUGUCUGUUAAAUGUUAAACUGAUGUAGCAGUUCUUGUAGUUUGGCGCACUUAGCCUGUAUUCCUUGUAUGUUCUUCCCCUUUCCGGUGGGCAAAGGGUCCUCCGACACAAAGCUGUUUCCUCUUCCAGGUAGCCCAUGAAACGUAGCUAGCAGGUUUUCCCCCUUUGGAGGAGUGUGGCAGGGCUGGUGAAUCACUUUGGCAAAAUCGGUGACCCAGCCUGUAUGAUUGACUGUGAGGGCCCACCAUUCACAACCAACCGAAAAACAAAACAAAAAGGAGGAGAGGUGUUGUUGUUUUUAAGGGAUGCUCCAGAUUGUGGCUUCGUUCUGUGGUCUUGAAUGUUCCUUAAACGCUGUUGGGUACCGGUUGGCAAAAAAAAGGCCUGUGUCCCACUGUGAGUCUUUGUGAGGUCUUUUGAGGCCUUUUCUGCCAACCAGCUUAGGGGGAGGGAGACUGAGAUGAGCCUUCAGCCUAGGUUCCGUUCUGCAUCUCAGUUUUGCUCUUUUCCUUUAAGGUGGGCAAAGGUUACCGGGAGCCAGGAAUUGCCUGGUGGAGCCUGUCCAAGCAGCAGGGCAGAUUUUCCCAGGAGAAAUCUUCUGUUUGUGUCUCAAAACGUAUUAGUGUAAGAAAUGGUGGUGUUAACCAGCUUGUAUUGCCUGCCUUGGUUUGUGCCGCCAUUGAAGUGGGCUCCAUAGGCUCCCCAGUGCAAUGAGAUGUAACGGAAUCAGUGUGGCUGUGAAAAUAAGGGACUUUUCCCUCUUGAAAUCUGUAGCUCUGAGCUUUUACUGGCUCCAUUUAAAUGUGUAGGAAACCAGCCAGCUUUUGCUGCUGAGAUGCCGCUAUGCCUGUUGGUUAGGCACAUCCAAGGAAGGAGUACUGGAUGAGGGCCUGGGGAGGAGGGUGUGUAUCAGCCAGGGAAGCAGGAAUCUUGCCCUGAGGCGGCUGUCGGCAACUACAAAGCAGUAUUUUUGUUGCUGUCGGACUCCACUCCCAGGCCUUUCUCUCGCUUCAAAGUUAAGCUGGUGUUCAAAGGCCUUGCAGUCAGGGGCCGGUUCUGUGUCAGAUGCUAAUUCAGCCUGCACGGGAGAAAGCCUUCCAGGCUCUUGAGACUAGCCCUUUUUGGAGGGGGUGGAGGCACACGCACAUUACCCUGAAACAAACCCUUUUAGAGAGGGGAGGAGGAUAGUUACAGAUUAGAGCGUUUGUAGGAGGCGAAACGCAAGAGGAAAAUGGCUUGGACUCUUUAGCUGUAAGGUAGGAUGUUCUUAACCACUCCCAAAAUAUUGGGGAUGUAAUAAGGGUGAAAAGGGCAGAGCUUUUUGUCCCUGUGUAGCCAAGUUUGUGGGUUAAAAGAAAAGAAAACCCUCUGUUUUUUUGUUCUUGUUUUCUUCCUAACCUGUGAUGUUCCAGCUCCUGCACUGUGUGGCCCAGUUGUCUCUACCGAUUGAUGAUGGUAGUCAGUUCUGCUGCAGUCCGCUUGAUGCUUUCCACAGAAAGGUGCCUUUUCUCCCCAUGUCGAAGGCCACAUUCCCAGAGGAACAGUUGAGAGAAACACUUCCUCAUUCCACAGGAGGAGGUGGUGGUGAUAUGGGGUUCCAGAGUCAAUGUGAUUAAAAACACCAGGUGCCUUUUAAACAUCAUUCUUACUGUUGCUCAGGCUCCUUCCGAGGACGUCCCGCCUUUGCUUUCUUACGAAUUUAUCCCAGGAGCAGUUGGGAAGGAUGGGCGGCAAUCUGAGCCAAGAGCAGGUACCGUACUUUGCAAUAAACUCCCAGCUGCUGGCCCCCUUCUCUGGGCUCCAGAUUCUUCUCUUCUCCUCCUUCUCACUUCUUCUUUCUCAAAAACUGAAACUCUCUGCCUCCCCCCAUUCCUUCCGAGUGUUAAUGCUCUAUGUGUCCCUUGCAAGCUCCCAUCUCCUCAAGAAGAAUCACAAAGCAGAAAUGGUGCGAGGGGCUUGCUUGUUAAAUUCUGCCUGUUGCUGCUUCUGCCUUGCGGGACCAAAUAUGUGAAAUGGGGAAGGAAGUGUGGGGCAGCGAGAGACAGGUAUCCUGAUGCCCCAGAGGACGUGCCCAAAUGUGUGGAUUUGAGCUCUCUGGAACACUUUGUGCCGAGAGAGAGAGGGGCUCUUUGAAUUGCCCCACCAGAUAGAAGUUGAACCUGCCCUUGUCCAGCCGGCGCUUUUAUCUGUCACUCAUUUGGCUGCUGCCCCUUGGGACCACAUGCUGCAUUCCUGUGUGGAAGCCUGACUCUCCCUCCCCCACCCCCUGAGCCAUCUUCCUGUCGCACUAAGACUGCAUCCGUGGGUUGCAUAUGGAAGAGGAGGGGAAGGGUCUGCUUCUGCCAUGUUGACCAUAGUGUUAGUGCAGGGUGUGGGGGGCUAGAUACAAGAACAGCAUUUAUCCAAAGACAGGGGCACCUAAAUUUAUAACUGGAAUAGAUGGGCCAUCUCCCCCAAGCGGUUACUUGCCAUUGGAAGGUGUCAACGAUUCGUUCUUCCUCCCCAGCCAUAACCUGGGGGACGGGGGCUUUCUCGUGGCCUCUGCUAAGUUUGGCAGGCCAUCUCCCUGGCUUGAUUUCAAGCCCUUGUCUUCCUCUUUGCAUGUCCUCGUCCCUCUGGAGAAUUGUUAAUGAAACUGAGUCCUUCCCUGUUGAAUAAACCACACAGGACACUUGAAAGCAAGAAGUGUCUAUGAGGAAGGGAACUGGAAAUACAUUGACUUCUGUAUUGUAUGCAGAUUGAUACUGAUGACAGGUUUGCCAUGAAAAGUAUCUGCCUUAAAAGCAUUAAUCUGUAAGGUUCACUGUUGCCCUCCAAUGGUGUUGACAGCGGCUGCUUCCAUCUCAUACUCUGUGGCUGUGCAGGCACUGAAGUCCUCGCAUUGCAUUGUCUGCUUGCCCCACCCUAACUAAUGGAGAGACCUGGUCAUAACAGGGCUGCUCUGUUACAUUUCCCAUUUGGUGAAGCACCAGCAAACAUGUUUGGACCUCCUGUGUAUUUUUUUUUUUUAAUUAAUGGGGGGUUUUAUAAGGCCAUCAGACCCAGGCAAGGGGAUAGUUUUUUCUCAGUCCCACAGAUUUUUCAGAGAUGUUCCUGGGAUGACUGGAAAAAGAAAACUUUUCUGGUAUCAUGCGAUCAGUUUACCAGCAGGGAGAAGAACAUUGCAGGACUGUGACAAAAUGCAUCUUUCUCCAGUUUGUCUCUGAAUUGGCCAUUGGAAAGAUUUCCUCUGCAAGAUUUGUUUUUAAAAUAGGGUUUUCUAUUCCAUUGUGGUCCUUGCCUGACAAUAAUAUACCCAUUUUUGGUCUGUCUGUGUGCAUCUGUGACCGUUUGGAGAGUGGCAGGUUGUUCCUUUUAAACUUGUGAAUUCCAGAAAAGAGAUCACGGACGUUAUAUUUUUCUGUCAAGGUAUUUUUCCAUAGAGGAUGACAGGAGUGUCCCAAGAAGUCUGUGUGACCAUUACGAUCACCACAUUGAACCGUCGCCAUGCUGUUGUCAUCUUGUGUGUCUCCUAAACCUACAGUAUACUAGCUGACUCGUUUGUAUAAAAUGUUACUUUGUUGAAAGCAAUAGUAAUUAAAAACAAAAAAGCAAAAAAACCAUCAACACAC
Messenger RNA from Podarcis lilfordi (Lilford's wall lizard), 10730 nucleotides. The record is from the annotation of a GenBank genome assembly. Lineage: Eukaryota; Metazoa; Chordata; Lepidosauria; Squamata; Lacertidae.